Symbiodinium necroappetens is the source of this 1695-nucleotide messenger RNA. The record is from the annotation of a GenBank genome assembly. Lineage: Eukaryota; Dinophyceae; Suessiales; Symbiodiniaceae.
AUGCGCAAAGAGGGCACGCCACAGAACCUUGGCCACUAUGCAACGUCCAAAGUCAAGAAGGUCCAUGUCGUUUUCAUGAACCAUUAUGACGUUGGCUAUACGGACUACAUCAACGGUGUGAUACAGUUGGAUGAGCGAAGGAGCUUGAACAACAGCUUCGAGGCACCUUUGAGCAUCUUGGUUGUCCAACCGCAGCUUGGUAUUGAGGGAGCGACGGGUGUAGAUUCAGAGCUGACGAAGUACUUUGUUCGUUUCCAAUCGCACACCGUGUUUACAGAUGGAAGCAUUGAGGGGCCAGAGAACAUGGCGCCCGAGCUUUUCGAGGCCAGCUUUGAUCUGGCGAAGCGCAUGGAUCAACGCUUUGGGCGUCAGGCCACCCGAACAAUGAGCAUCCGCGAUGUGAUCUACGUAACUCGGGCUGUGCUGCCGCACCUGAAGAACCUGGGCAUCACCGGCCUGACGAUCGGCUCGAACGGUGCAGACUAUCCGCCGCAAGUCCCGAAGCUCCACCGAUGGGUUGACGAGCUCUCUGGUACGGACAUUGUCGUGGCCUACCACGCGUACGGCUACGGCGGAUACGGUCUCAAGGACUGCGCCGAAGCACCGAAUGGUGUGGCCCUGUGCACGGAGUUCCGCACAGAUAAUACGGGCCCACCGGCCAACGGCUCCGAUGUGCUCGCGGUUCUGACAAACGUGAGCAAGGAGUACCCAGGUGCCCAUGUGAUCUCGUCGACCUUCGAUGCUUUCUUCGCGGACGUGCAAGAAGUGCGUGAACAGUUGCCCACGGUGACCCUGGAAGUGGCGGACACCUGGACCUACGGCAACCCCUCCGACCCGCUGAAGAUGGCGCAGUAUCGCGCGAUCCAGCGAGCAUGGAUUCGCUGCCGCGCACGUGGGGAGCCCCGGUGCGCAACCGAGGACCCGGCGAUCCAGAACAUGACCUGGUUUCUGCUCAAGGCCCCGGAGCACACCUGGGGUACUCCAGGAAUUUCCGGCUGGGGCAAGGGCGGCGAUUACAACACCUCGCUCUUUCGCCAUAAUCUCACGAACGAGACCUACAUGCGGGCUGCCGCAUCUUGGACCGAGCAGCGAAUUUUCAACGAGCUGGCAGCGAGAGCACUGGAGGAGGGGCCCGCUGUCCCCGUGCCGCAUCCCUUGGCGAAGGAGGUGAGAAAUGAGCUCAGGGCAGUGGAGGACGUGCCGACGCCGACAGUUCCUGCAUCAAUGGUUGAAGUGUCCGGCAGCACGCGGCUGCGUGCACGUAGCGGGGCACAGCUGGAGCUAGGCCCUGAUGGCUCUAUCAUUCAUCUCGAGCUGCCAUGUUGCGGCAUCUGGGCGACGUCCGAUUCCCCCCUGGGCGCCUACACAUACCAAACCUUCAAUGACACGGAAUGGAAGCCGUUCACAUAUGCCUACCUCAACGACCAUGCAAUGCAAACCGGCUUCUGCAAGCCGGGUUCCAACAACUUCUCUGAGAGCCGGAUAUGGAGGCCCUCUCUGAAGCACCUUUGGGUUUCCGGCGCUGCCAGCGCCUUCGAUUUCGCUGUUGCAGAGCUGCGCAUGCCCAGGAAGUCCAGCGAGACCUAUGGUGCGCCUCACACAAUCUUCUUGAACAUCAGCGCUUCAAGGGAUUCUCUGGACAUGGACCUUGUCACAGUGGGCAAGCUGCCUACCAUGAUCGGCGAGUCGAGCUCA